Lodderomyces jiufengensis is the source of this 2199-nucleotide messenger RNA. RefSeq lists its product as uncharacterized. NCBI's taxonomy places the organism in Eukaryota, Fungi, Ascomycota, Pichiomycetes, Serinales, Debaryomycetaceae. Gene Ontology annotation, cellular component: fungal-type cell wall; cell surface; extracellular region. Gene Ontology annotation, biological process: cell wall organization; carbohydrate metabolic process. The transcript has a single exon. Gene Ontology annotation, molecular function: glucan endo-1,3-beta-D-glucosidase activity; 1,3-beta-glucanosyltransferase activity. The record is from RefSeq and is a predicted model, not a curated record. Bases 1 to 2199 code for a protein of 732 amino acids.
AUGUUCAAGAUGAAAAAGAAAGUAGAUGAUAAUAAAAGAAGGUCAGUAACAACUCCUAAUAUUCAAGCAUUAAUGCAAAAAAGAAAUAGUGCAUAUGUUGAAGAAGAAGCAAAAAAUUUAAUUAAAGUAAAUCCAUUCAAACUAGGUAGAUCAAGUUCAGUUAAUGUAUUUAUGGAAUAUGGUGGUGAUUUUUCAGAUGAUCCAAAUCCAAUCAAUGUAAAACCUCCAGUUCAAUUACAAUCACAAGCUCAAUCAUCUCAACUAAGUGCUAAAAAUAAAAUUGAUUCUGAAACAGAAGAUUUGGAGCUACAAUAUAAUAAUUCGGAUAAUUCUGUAACUGGAAAUCAAACUGCAUUUGAUCCACUAGAUAUAGAAGCUUCACCUAGAGAUACAGAACAAGUAAUUAUAGAACCUUACAAUAGGGAAACAAAUAAAAGGUACUCGUAUUUACAACAAUCUGAAAAUGAAAACAAUACAAAUAACUUGCAUAUUCUGGAAACUCCUCAAAAAGUGGAACUUCAUAAAAUAUCUCCUACAAAAUGUACAGAAAUACCUGUAUUUGAAAAACCUAUUCCUAACUUGAAACCAGCUACUAAAGUUUUGCCAAAAUCAAAGAAAUACUUGGGAAGGGGUACGAACAUACCAAAAACCGAAGAAGGCCUCUCCUCAAAUGCAAGCCUAGAAAAAGGUUUUGAUGGUGGUUUAAAUAAAUCUCCAAAUCUGAAUGUUCUUUCACCGUUGGAUUCAGAUUCUAAUAAUGAUUUUGAGUCAAACCUAAAAUUCUCAGACGAGGGAAAUUCACCAAGAAGAGAUGCAACUGUUAUAUAUACAAAAAAAUCAAGUGAAAAUGAUUCUGGUGGUUCUUCAAAAGAGAAACAUAAUGAAGUUAAAUCAAAUUUUGGUCCUGGUGUACUUAGUUCUAGAAAUCUGGUCAUUAUAGGUAGAACUUCAAUUGAUCGUAAUCAUCACAAUCGGAAUUCAAAUGUUUCAGAAUUUUCAAAAGAUGAACCUUAUAAGUCACCAACUCCUACACCAGAACUGGAAAGUUUUUCCAAAAAGGGUCUUCUAAUUAUUAUUGUAAGUUUGGUCUGUAUAAUUGUUUUAUUAAUUUCUGGUUUUGUCCCUGCUAUAUAUCAACUAUCAAAAGGUACUCACGAUUCAAUCAACAAUUAUUUUCAAAAUAGAAAAAAUUUACCCCACCUACAUGAAUUAGUUGAGAAAUAUUUAUAUCAACAGAAAAAUAAAUUUGAUUUUGGAACACCAAUAAAUACAAUUGAAGGGUUAAAUGAAGACGUCAAAAAUGAUCUGGAAGUUGUUCUGUUAAUGAGUAGUGUUUCAAAUUUAAUGUUCCAUGGAAUUGCUUAUUCUCCAAUUAAUGCAUUAGAACCUUAUUGUGGAUUUGCAAAACAUGAUGCUAUGUUGGAUUUAGCUAAAUUAUCAACUAUAACAACAAGAAUAAGAACUUAUGGAAUGCAAUGUGAUCAAGCUGAUCUAAUUUUAGAUGCAAUAGAAUUUAUGAAUUUAAAUAUGACUUUAGCUAUGGGAGUAUGGAUUGGUCUGGAUGAUGAAUUAAAUAAACAACAGAUGGAUCAAAUGAAAAAGAUUAUUGCAAGGCUACCUGAACCUUCAAAAUUGAUAAAUUCAAUAUAUAUUGGGAAUGAAGUACUAUUUCGAGAAGAUAAAACAGAAAAAGAAUUAAUUGGAUAUAUACGUGAUGCUAAAAAUUUCUUAAAAAUAAUGAAUAUUGAUGAUAUAGCAGUUGGUACAUCAGAAAUUGGUUCAUUAAUAAGUUCAAAUUUAUUAAAAAAUUGUGAUGUUAUUGGAGCAAAUAUUCAUCCAUUUUUUGGAGGAAUAGCAGUUGAAGAUGCAAUAAAGUGGACAUUAGAAUUUUUAGAUUAUCAAGUUAGAUCAUAUAAUGAAGAGAUUGAUACUCAUAUAGUUAUUUCUGAAGUUGGUUGGCCAAGUGGAGGUGGUCUGUACGAGAAAGCUUAUGCAAAUAAAGAAAAUUUAAAAUAUUUCAUUAGUGAAUUUUUAUGCAUUUUGAGAAACUUACCAAUUGAAUAUUAUUUUUUCGAAGCAUUUGAUGAACCAUGGAAACAGGUAUUUUGGUCACCAAAUCAAAAAUGGGAAACUCAAUGGGGAAUUUUUAAUUCUGAUAGACUGAAUAAAUUUUCUUUACAAAAUUUAGGAUGUAUUUAG